GUUAGCCUCCUGGCCAGUACCAGGUGAACUUCGGAGGUGAGGUCCUGGGGGUUGAGAGACUGAAGCUAGAAAAAGAGGGGCACUGUGGACCCCUUCCCUGAGGAGGUAGAGAUGAAGCUGCUGCCAGUCCUUGCUGGGCUCCUGGCCAUUCUGGCUGUGCCCCGGUGCUCUGAGGGUGCCAGUCCAGCUGUCCCGGAGGAGGUAGAGACCUCAGUGGUACUGACCUGCAUGGAGGAAGCCAAGCGACUAGUGGACACGGCCUACAAGGAGCGGCGGGAGAGCAUCAAGAGGCGUCUUCACAGUGGCUUGGCCAGCCCCAUGGAACUGCUGGCCUACUUCAAGCAGCCAGUGGCAGCCACCAGGACAGCUGUGCGGGCUGCUGACUACCUGCACGUGGCCCUAAGCCUGCUGGAGGGGAAGCUGCGGCCUCUGAGGCGGGGGCCCUUCAACAUCACUGACAUGCUGACACCGGCCCAGCUGAAUCUGCUGUCCAAGUCUAGCGGCUGCGCCUACCAGGACGUGAGGGUGACGUGCCCGGAGAACGACAAGUACCGUACCAUCACCGGUCACUGCAACAACAGACGCAGCCCCACGCUGGGGGCCUCCAACCGCGCCUUUGCGCGCUGGCUGCCGGCCGAGUACGAGGACGGCUCCUCGCUGCCCUACGGCUGGACGCCCGGUGUCAAGCGUGGCGGCUUCCCGGUGCCCCUGGCGCGCGCAGUCUCCAACGCCAUCGUGCGCUUCCCCACCGAGCAGCUGACCCCAGACCAGGAACGCUCGCUCCUGUUCAUGCAGUGGGGCCAGCUGAUCGACCACGACCUCGACCUGAGCCCGGACCCGGGCGCCCGGGUCUCUUUCGUCGCUGGUGUCGACUGCGAGACCAGCUGCCUGCAGCAGCCGCCCUGCUUCCCACUCAAGAUCCCACCAGAUGACCCCCGCAUCAAAAACCAGCGUGACUGCAUCCCCUUCUUCCGCUCCUCGCCGGCCUGCACAGACAGCAACAUCACCAUCCGCAAUCAGAUCAACGCGCUCACCUCUUUCGUGGACGCCAGCAUGGUGUACGGCAGCGAGGAGCCUCUGGCCGCCAAGCUUCGGAACACGUCCAAUGAGCUGGGGCUGAUGGCUGUCAACACCCGCUUCAGCGACAACGGCCGGGCCCUGCUACCCUUCGACACCCUGCAUGAUGACCCCUGCCUCCUCACCAACCGCUCGGUGAACAUCCCCUGCUUCCUGGCAGGCGAUAUGCGCUCAAGCGAGAUGCCCGAGCUCACCUCCAUGCACACGCUCUUUCUGCGGGAGCACAACCGGCUGGCCACAGAGCUCAAACGCCUAAACCCCUGCUGGGAUGGAGAGAGGCUCUACCAGGAAGCCCGCAAGAUUGUGGGAGCCAUGAUCCAGAUCAUCACUUACCGGGACUACCUGCCCCUGGUGCUGGGACCUCAGGCCAUGAGGAAGUACUUGCCAUCCUACCGCGGCUACAAUGACUCGGUGGACCCCCGCAUUGCCAACGUCUUCACCAAUGCCUUCCGCUAUGGCCACACCCUCAUCCAGCCUUUCAUGUUCCGCCUGGAUAACCAGUACCGGCCCAUGGGGCCCAACCCCCGUGUUCCACUCAGCAAGGUCUUCUUUGCUACCUGGAGGGUAGUGCUGGAAGGUGGCAUCGACCCCAUCCUGCGGGGCCUCAUGGCCACCCCUGCCAAGCUGAAUCGCCAGAACCAAAUCGUGGUGGACGAGAUCCGGGAGCGGUUGUUUGAGCAGAUCAUGAGGAUCGGUCUGGACCUGCCCGCCCUGAACAUGCAGCGCAGCCGGGACCAUGGCCUCCCAGGGUACAAUGCCUGGAGGCGCUUCUGCGGGCUCCCCCAGCCCAACACGGUGGGCGAGCUGGCCACGGUGCUGAAGAAUCUGCAGCUGGCGGAGAGGCUGAUGCAGCAGUAUGGUUCGCCCAACAACAUUGACAUCUGGAUGGGUGGCGUGGCCGAGCCCCUGGAGCCCUUCGGCCGCGUGGGCCCACUCCUUGCCUGCCUCAUUGGGACCCAGUUCAGGAAGCUCCGCGACGGUGACCGGUUUUGGUGGGAGAACACGGGCGUGUUCAGCAGGCAGCAGCAGCAGGCACUGACCAGGAUCUCCCUGCCCCGUAUCAUCUGUGACAACACGGGCAUCACCACCGUGUCCAAGAACAACAUCUUCAUGUCCAACAUGUUCCCUCGGGACUUUGUCAGCUGUAGCACACUCCCCAAACUGGACCUAACUUCCUGGAAGGACAGUGACUAGAAGCUGGGAUCCCCCCUGGAGAGGAAGUGGGGCUCAUUGGCCCUUCUGUGCCAUGUUUUUGUAUCUGAUGUGACAAUAAAGUGCCACUGAUGGGGAUCUUC
Molecule: messenger RNA, 2372 nt
Organism: Lontra canadensis (Northern American river otter)
Lineage: Eukaryota; Metazoa; Chordata; Mammalia; Carnivora; Mustelidae
Gene: MPO
Product: myeloperoxidase
Exons: 14
Coding region: 112-2271 (719 amino acids)
Biological process (GO): response to oxidative stress
Molecular function (GO): heme binding; peroxidase activity
Source: RefSeq, a predicted model, not a curated record